This is a messenger RNA of Hyaloscypha bicolor E, 1909 nucleotides long. RefSeq lists its product as uncharacterized. Lineage: Eukaryota; Fungi; Ascomycota; Leotiomycetes; Helotiales; Hyaloscyphaceae. The record is from RefSeq and is a predicted model, not a curated record. The coding region runs from base 112 to 1707 and encodes 531 amino acids. The transcript has 3 exons.
CUCUUUUGAUCUCAGUCACUUGUUUUCAACUACAGUCACUCAUUAACAACUUAAUUGCGAUCUCAAGUUCUUACCUAAUUUUUCCCGUUCAAGCUCCUUUGGUUCAUCAACAUGAAGUUCUCUACCAUGGGCCUGAUGGCCGGCCUUGCUACCUCUGCUGUAGCAGAAGAUCUUCUCUUCGUCGACACCUUCAAGUUCGAUGAAUACUUGGAAGCAACAACCACUCUUGGAUACACAGCUAAGGUGGUCACUGAAGCUGAAUGGGCUGGCAUGACCACAGCCGACUUUGCUGCCUAUAAGGCCAUCGUUAUUGCUGACCCAACUUGUGCAACUGACCCAACUGACAUUACCUUCUUGCACGAUACCAACACGGUCUGGGGUCCAGCCGUUCAGGGUAACAUUGUCUUGAUCGGAACCGAUCCCUCUUACCAUGAUAAUGCUGGAGAAGCCGGAGCCGUCACCCUGAUCGACAACGCCAUCCGAUUCGCCGCAUCAGGCAAGACCUCAACUGGACAAUCCCAAACCGGUCUCUACUUCGCCCUCUCCUGCUACUACGACUCCGUCGACACCGCAACCGUAGACGCCCUCUCCUACUUCGGUGACUUUGAAGUCCGCGGUAACCUCGACUGCUACAACAAAGUCCACAUCGUCGCUUCCUCCCCAGCUCUCGGCACGCUCGAUGAUGCUGCCCUCUCAGAUUGGAGCUGCAGUGUCCACGAAGCCUUCUCCGUCUACCCAUCCGUUGGAGUCAACGGUUUCCAGGCCUUGGCCAUCGCUCAAGACAUCAUUGGUGUCGGCUCCCAGACCUUCGGUGACGGAACCAUCGGACUUCCCUACAUCAUCAGCCGCGGCGCCACACCAGCUGGUUGCGGAAACGGUGUCUGGGAGAAGGCAUUUGGCGAGGAAUGCGAUGAUGGAAAGAACAACGGUGUUGGGGAUGAUGCUUGCUCCAUCAGCUGCAAGUGUCUCUCUGGUCGUCCGGCUGGUGAUGGAACUUGUCUUCCUCCUCUUGGCGGCUCCUCUUCUUCGUCCACCAAGCCGACCUCAACUCCUUAUGGUAACUACUCCACAAAGGUGGUGACUGCCACUACAGGGUCGACAACAACGUUCUGCCCUGGCCCAUAUGUGACCCCAACUCCUCCCGAAGUCUACAUCAUCGGUGUUGAAGUCAUCAUUGUCAUCGAGAUCAUCGAGAACUGCAAGACCAUCGACUUGACCGAGACAAUCACCGAGUACAUCACAUCAACUUGCUCCUCCAUCAACAAGCCAAUCUGGAACACCGACAUGCCCGGCUACCCCUGCUACUCGUGUGCGCUCUCCAGCGCGGGCGUCACCUACAAGGACUUCAUUACAGCCUCCGUGACAUCCUGCCACUCGCCUCCUCCUACCUACACCUCUUCGCCACCCGUCGUCGUGCCCUGCAAGACCUGCCUUCCUUACACUCUGUCGACUUGCCCCGCGUACACGGAAGUUGCGACCGAGUACUACGUUACGGCGACGGCUGCGAGCUCGCAUGUCCAUGCUGCUGAGACCGUAUACCCGACAACGUCGAUCAAGUACUUGCCCAGCGCAAGCCCGACAAGCAAGGGCUACCCCACGAGCAUGAACAAUGGGACGCUGGUUACGUAUACCGGAGCUGCUGGGAGGCUUGAGAUGGGCUUGUUCGCCGUUGUUGCAGCGGUUCUGGCUGCUGCCGUUGGUUUGUAGAUGAUUUGUGGGAGCGGAUAAUGAGACGGAGUAGGAUAAUGCAUUUGCAACGAAGGUUGCAUGAAUUGGAAAGCGAAAUAGGAUCAAGGACUUCAUUAUUCAUGUGCGCUUUGCGGUGACCUCCUCGCUCGAGGGGUGACUUGCAUUAUAUAAUUACAACCAGCAGAGAAUUCAGGUUCCUUCAAUCGAGCUUCCGUUCUCC